Molecule: messenger RNA, 585 nt
Organism: Diversispora eburnea
Lineage: Eukaryota; Fungi; Glomeromycota; Glomeromycetes; Diversisporales; Diversisporaceae
Source: the annotation of a GenBank genome assembly
AUGAAUCACGAAUCGCACGAAUCGCACGAACCGCAACCUAUGAUUGAAGUUCCUGAAUAUUUCUACAUGGUUGACACUAAUCAUUUGAUGCAUAUGAUCGGCCGUUUAAUUAUUCAUAAUGAUCAAAUCCCUUUGAUGCCUUCCAACUUAUCACGUUUUCAUUCUAGAGCACAACCAUCUAUUUCAGUAGUCGAUUAUCUUCGUCGUAUAGUAAGGCAUACCUCUAUAGAGAAGCCAUGCCUUUUGAUACUUUUGAUAUAUAUAGAUCGUGUAUGUGAACGAAAUAGAACAUUUACAAUAACAUCGUUGACCGUGCAUCGAUUUCUCAUUGCAGCAGUUACGGUAUCAUCUAAAGCGUUAUGCGAUUCUUAUUGUACGAAUUCUCAUUACGCGAGGGUGGGCGGAAUACCCACUCAAGAACUUAAUGCCCUGGAAUUGGAAUUUAUAAAAUUAAUUGAUUGGCAGUUGAUCUGCGCCGGAGAAACAUUGCAACAAUAUUAUGUUAACCUAGUCAACCAGAAUUCAAAUUAUAAGAGAAUUGUUCCUUCUGAGAAUGAAAACAGUUAUGAGUCACCUAGAAAUUGA